CAUAGAAACGCCCCUCCGCUUCAAGUUAGUUUGAGCUCCGGCUGUCAAAGUGUUUAGCUCCAUUAAUGCUAUCAGCUAGUUAGCCGUGUUUACACCCAUGGGAUGACGAACAGAUGAGUAUUUGCAGCACAUAAACUGAGAGCCACACAAUUUGUUUCAUGUAUGGCCUGAAAAGCCCUUGUCAUGGCACCUACUUAAAGGGAGAAAGGGGGAGCACCAUACUGAUCCUCUUCAUGAGUAAUGAACCCCUUCUGGAGCAUGUCUGCCAAUACGAGUCGUAAGAGACCUGACAGCGAGGACCAGGGCGGACACGGGGAGCAGAAAACCAGCCCGCCCCGGCAGCCCUUCGGCAAGAAGCAGCUUCCAGCCAUCCCCAAGAAUGCAGCCGCCGUCACUAAGCCCACAGGCAUGGGCAGCCCGGCCCACUCAGCCAACAGCCAGCAUGUGCCCUACGGACCGUUUUACUUGGAGUACUCCCUGCUGGCUGAGUUCACACUCGUGAUUAAGCAGAAACUGCCUGGAAUUUAUGUGCAGCCGUCUUACAAGUCAGCGCUGAUGUGGUUUGGAGUCAUAUUCAUCAGGCAUGGCUUGUACCAAGAUGGAGUCUUUAAAUUCACUGUGUACAUCCCAGAUAACUAUCCAGACGGCGAUUGUCCAAAAUUAGUGUUUGACAUGCCAGUCUUCCACCCGCUCGUCGACCCCGUUUCUGGAGAACUUGAUGUCAAAAGAGCUUUCACCAAAUGGAGACGGAAUCACAACCACAUCUGGCAAGUCCUCAUGUAUGCACGUACAAUUUUCUACAAGAUCCACACCACAGAACCCCUCAACCCAGAAGCUGCUGUCCUCUAUGAGAAGGACGUGCAGUUGUUCAAGAGCAAAGUGGUGGACAGCGUGAAACUAUGCAACAGUCGUCUGUUUGACCAGCCCAAGAUAGACGAUCCCUACGCAAUAAGCUUUUCUCCAUGGAAUCCAGCUGUUCACGAGGAAGCAAAAGAACGAAUGUUCACAUACAAAAGACGACCCGAGGAUCACCACAAGGGAACGCAGGGCACAGGCCUGUCCUGGGUCAAACCGGGAUCGACGCAGCCCUUCAGCAAAGACGACAGCCCCCCCUCGUAGCUGAACCCGCACACGGCCACUAGAGGGAAGCACUUGCACCACUCGCCAUGCCACUUUUGCCUCCCCAAUCAAUGUUUGUGAGCCGGAUUCCUCAAGAGAAGGAAAAAGGAACAUUUUUGUUUUUAUUGCUCAGCUUUAAAAGUUUAACACGCAACAGCUUUAGCGUAAGGAAAAACCAAGUUUGUAAGGCAAAGAUGACAAAUGGAUGUCUCCAAGUAAAAUCAAAGAGUCGUCUCAUAAGACGCGAGUGCAGUGGAUCACAUGCUCUCUCUCUCUCUGGCUCAGGACUGUUCUACUCAUCAGACCAGGAAUGUCAAUCACAGCUGGGUUGAAGACCUCCAAUCUGUCAAUCAUGGCAAUGUUUGUAUUGUUUUCUUACUAAUUGGGUUUAUUUUUAAUGAUGUGCAAAGCAUCGUCUUACGGUUCAUAAUAUAUUUCCGAAUGGAUCUAAAUAUGCUCUAGAAGUAAAGUAGCAUUUUAUUAUUAUUAUUUUUAAAUUGGUGAAUUCUUAUUAAAGGAUAGGUUAUGUAAAUAAUGGUUCAAGGUUUGAUUUCCGGAGAUGGUAUUUUCCCAAUAUGAUUGCAAUCUGAUUUAUUGCACCCUUAUCAGUUGGCACACAAUUCAAGGAUUCAACUCCAAAGGAUAAUCACAUUUGUUGACAUUUUUUCAUUUCCCACUGUUGCACAUGAAUUAACUGUAUGACUGGUGUAAGAAUAUAAUAUUAGAUGGUGCUAAAAGCCGCUGGAUCUAUUUAUAGCCGCUGUGAAAGGACAAAUAUGUUGCUGCCAUUUAGCCUCCCAUCUUAAAUCAAACUAUUUUAUCGACCUGAUGUUCACCACAGAUCCUUUGCAUUGUGUGUGAAUGACAGUAUCGCAUAGAUCGAUCAAUGCUUUUUUCUCUUGAUGACAAUAAAAUAUUGAUUUAAUACUC
This is a messenger RNA of Doryrhamphus excisus (bluestripe pipefish), 2049 nucleotides long. It is a transcript of the gene aktip, whose product is annotated as akt interacting protein. Lineage: Eukaryota; Metazoa; Chordata; Actinopteri; Syngnathiformes; Syngnathidae. The record is from RefSeq and is a predicted model, not a curated record.